This is a messenger RNA of Rhizophagus irregularis DAOM 181602=DAOM 197198, 628 nucleotides long. NCBI's taxonomy places the organism in Eukaryota, Fungi, Glomeromycota, Glomeromycetes, Glomerales, Glomeraceae. The record is from RefSeq and is a predicted model, not a curated record.
AUCAAACAAAUUAUUCGGAACAUGACGAAUAUGAAAUUUGCUUGUUAUUACAAUUAAUUUCAACAAAUUUAGAAAUGUUUUCUUGCAAAUAUUUUUGCCCCGAAAUAUUUGUAAAUUUAAAAAAAUAUUCGGGGAAUUUGACCCAUUUACGUAUAAUAAUUAAAUCUCAAACAAUAGUGAGAUUUAGUAAAGUGAUGUCAGUCAUGUCAAAUUUAAAAUAUUUGUAUAUUGAAUCUCCUAGAGAAGAAUAUACAUUAUUUACAGAACAAAUGAUUGACCAAUUGGCACAUUCCCUUCCCUUUUCUUUGAUUACAUUAUCAUGUAAUCUUUCAAUCACUCAAGAAUUACUUAAAGUAUUCUUAAGUGGUUGUUUUGUCCACUUAAAUACAUUAGAAUUAUUUAAUGUCCAAGAACCCGAUAAAAAAAUAUCCUUAUUAAUUAGGGAUUAUUGCAAUAAAAUGAGUAGUUUAAAAACAUUGAAAUUAAGUAGAUCUCUUUUAGAAAAGUUUACAAAUAUUAAGAAAAAGGGACCCUACAGAAUUAUUGGAUCCACUCCUGAUUGGUUCCAAGAACCUAUUUAAGUUUCAAGGUUUUUUAAACACGUAGCAUAUUAUAUAUUAUAUAUAAU